AUGUGUUCUUUCAUUAUCACUCAGUAUUGGCGCAAUGCCAAUGGCGGUUACUUGCAACUUUGUCGGGCUUCCGCCAUUGGUCCAGAACUACUCACUCGACAAUCUUACACAGGAGAAUCAUUUCCAUAUGGAACUUUCUGUUUGUACAAACCGUACGACAACUGUGACAUCUUGUGCGACCUACAAUUUUACGCGAAGAGAUUGGUUUUGGCCAAGAAUAAUAUUAAUAGCAUGCUCGAUCGAUUGGAAGUUAUCUUGUGCUGCUUUCGUGUGCUAUUUUACGAUUUUUUGGUACACUAUGAUGUUAUUAUUAUUGGUCUCGAUAGAUUUGAAGUUUCCUUGGAGUAUUGUCGGGCGCACUUUGAAAGUAGCUUUUCCCCUCUUUGUGAUGAUAUUUACAUUAGAUUUAAUCUGUCAGAACUUAUAUUUUGGUGUUGUCGAAUGCACUUUGAAAAUAGUCUUUGUUUACAUUAUGAUGCUAUUGUUAUUUGGUGCAGUCAGUUCGAACCGACAUUCUGGUGUUGGCAGAAACAUUUUAAGAGCAACUUGUUUCCACAUUACGUGGAGAUAUAUGUUGUAAAUGAUUCCAAUUUGGUUCGUGAUUUCAUACUUUCUCGUCUUCCUAUUUCAUCUCGCUCUCAAGCUAUAGCAUUCAGUACUUUGAGCACACUAUGGUCGCAAGGCCAGUAUGGAAGACGAGAAAGCUUUGAAACAUUUUCUCGCAAUUAUCAACCUAGAUUUGCUCUCAAAUAUUAUACACAGGACUCUGAUUUUCAUCGAAUAAUCAAUCGUACUCUUCGACAAGAUUCAAUUGAAAGGAUCUACCAUAUUCGAGCUGUUAUUAGUCAUACAAUCGAUUGUCUCAGACAAUCUUCAUUAUCAGAAGAAGACAGCGUUAUGUUAACACUCUUUCGUGGUCAGCAAAUAACCGUAUUUGAAUUGGACAAGCUCAGGCGCUGCAAAGGCGAAGUGGUAUCGAUCAGAAGUUUCUUUUCGACCACUUUUAGUGCUUCAGUUGCCGAUAUUUUUUCCGGCAAUGGAGCUAUCAAGGAUCGAUAUAUGGUCUCAGUCCGUUUCAAGAUUUAUUUGGAUACCAGCCAAUCAAUGCGACCCUAUCGCCUAAUCACUGAGAGCGCCGAAGAUGAGGUGCUUCUUUCACCCGGUACUAAAUUCGUGCUGAAGUCAUGUCGAAAACUCCACGAUAAUCCUCGAUCAUGGCUCAUAAAAAUGGUAGCGAUCCCAGAAAAACAACAAGAACAGCUCAGAUUAACUUAUGGAGAGACUUUUUUUUACGGCCAGAGGCCGGUCGUGGUAGUUCGUUUCUAA
Molecule: messenger RNA, 1326 nt
Organism: Adineta ricciae
Lineage: Eukaryota; Metazoa; Rotifera; Eurotatoria; Adinetida; Adinetidae
Source: the annotation of a GenBank genome assembly